AUGGUAGCUACACGGAUAAUGAGGUCAUGGAAUUUGCGCCGGCUGAGCCUGCGGGCCCCCGUCUUGCCACUUGCGCGGACGCCGGGUGCCGCGUUGCUGCAACGACGUUUCAACGGCACGACCAGCAGCGAUGCCACGCCAAGUGAUGACCCGGUGACCGGUCCCUACACUCCCCCCAGCCUCAGCCAGUCGAAGUCGGGAUGGAGCCACAAGGACAGUCUUGAUGUGGGCCCGGCCAGGCAGCUCAACACCAUCCUCAACGACCUCCUGCCCGAGGCUUUCACGUUUCAUUCCGGGCUGGGGAAGCCCAUGGCUCAGGGCUCCCACCUCGUCUACUUCCCCAUCCGCGCCGCCCCGUCAGACCUGGCCCCGGACGGCGCCGAGAGCCAGCAUGUGCCCGGCGGGUUCGACCUGACCAAGCCGGGGGCGGCCAGGCUCUGGGUAGGGGGCUCGCUGACCUUCUCCGAUGACUGGGCCUGGCGGCUCCGGUACUUCAGACAUGGCAUGCUGAGCUCGUCGUAUUUCUGGAACUGCACAGAGACGUUUGCCAACAUGAAGGUCCUGAAGCGUGGAGACGAGUCCAAGGCCGUCGUGGAGCUGAAGAGAACCUAUGGAGUGGAGAAGAAGGGAUCUGGGAAGGAGGGUGAACAACCGGUUGAUAUUGAGGAGACCAGGUUGUUGGCCUUUGUGCCCAAUUUUGAGCCGAAGGCCACGUCGUUUGGAACACCGGGAGAACCCGACAUCGAAUACAAGUUCACACCAACACCCGAACAGCUGUUCCAGUUUUCAGCGCUGACGAACAACGCGCACUUCAUCCACCUGGACCGGGAGAAGGGGAUCGUCCACGGCCCGCUCACCCUGGCCCUCAUGCUGCGGGCCCUCAACCACGCUGUGCCCAACGCAGCCGCUACGUUCUCUCACGUGCUCAAGAUUUCGUAUAGGAACCUUCGCCCGCUCUACGUCGGGCAAGAGGCCACGAUCUGCUUGCGUAAGCGGCCAGAGGAGAUGGGGAAGAGCCCAGAGGAGCUGGGGAACAGUCUUGAGGAGAUAGAGAAGAGUCUCAAGAAGAUAGAGCAGAGCCUCGGGGAGAUUGGAAAGAGCCCCGAGGAGACAAAGGAUAGCCCCGAGGAGGAGAAGGGUUCCAUUUCGGUAUGGGAUGUCUGGAUCCAGGAGCCGGUCGGAGGCAUGGCCGUGAAGGCCACUGCUCAUGUUCGCACAGUUCCCAAGACAGCACUGAAGCCCAAGGCUCAGCCCUCCCCCAAGGCUCAGAACCCCAAGGCUCAGCCCCCAAAGGCCAAGAACCCCAAGGCCAAGAACCCAAAGGCCAAGAACCUCAAGGCUAAGAACCCCAAGCCAGAUCAGGUAACUGAAGAGAAAGUACCGCAAGAGCAGGUCCCACAAGAGCAGGUCCUCCAAGAGCAAGUCUCCCAGGACCAAGUCUCCCAGGACCAAGUUACUGGAGAAAGCGGACCCAAGCCUUGA
Molecule: messenger RNA, 1482 nt
Organism: Clonostachys solani
Lineage: Eukaryota; Fungi; Ascomycota; Sordariomycetes; Hypocreales; Bionectriaceae
Source: the annotation of a GenBank genome assembly